Messenger RNA from Gongylonema pulchrum, 777 nucleotides. NCBI's taxonomy places the organism in Eukaryota, Metazoa, Nematoda, Chromadorea, Rhabditida, Gongylonematidae. The record is from the annotation of a GenBank genome assembly.
AUGAUCACAUUUUCAGAAAAUGCGAUACAGGAGACACCGUUAACUCAAUUUGUGAUCAAGAAAUACGAAGACAGAAACAAACGCAUUGAGGAAAAAAGACGUGCCCGUGAGGAGGAGAGGCGUGCACGCGAAAAGGAAUGGCGAGCACGUGUAGAUAAGGAGGAAAAAGAAAAAAAGCGUGCACGUGAUGCUGAAAAAAAAGAAAAGCAAGAGCGAAAAGAGGUAAAAAAAAUCACCGAAUUUCGUAAUUCGAAAUUCGAUUGGAACCUCGAAACGGAAACUACGGUGCCGAGCAAAGAAAAAGAAAGAGUGAAAAGUCGAACUUAUCGUUUGAGUGAAGAGGAUCGCAGUGAUGCAGCUGGGAAAGAAAAUGAACAAAAUAAUCAUGAGAAAGAAAAGCAUGGCCGUUUAUCGAAAAGCAUGGAAUCCAAAGAUCCUGUGAAAAAACAGUCGGCGAAAAAACCUCCGGAAGAAUUUGUUCAAGCCGAUUCAGUGGAGGAAGCGAAGGAACCCCAAAAGGCGAAGGAAAAGACUGUGAAAAACCGGUCUGCCAAAAAACCUUCGGAAGAAUUUGUUCAAGCCGAUUCAGUGGAGGAAGCGAAGGAGCUCCAAAAGACGAAGGAAAAGAGUAAAACGAAGGAAGCCGAGAGAGCGAAUGGGAAGAGUAAAGUGAAGAAACUGGAAAAAACGAAAGAAUUAAAUGAUGAAAGUAAAGAAAAGAAAGACACGAAAGAUGACGUAGAAGUGCUCAGGUAUGUUAUUUUUAUACUCCCCUAG